CAUUACUUGUGCCGGAAGUGCGCCGCCCAGCGUAUCUCUGUCCCAAUUAUUGCUGAGAUUGAUCUCUACAAAUUUGACCCUUGGGAUCUUCCUGGGAUGGCUUUGUACGGUGAGAAGGAAUGGUACUUUUUCUCUCCGAGGGACCGGAAGUAUCCGAACGGGUCGCGCCCGAACAGAGCUGCGGGAACCGGUUAUUGGAAAGCUACCGGAGCCGAUAAGCCAAUCGGGAAGCCGAAGCCACAGGGUAUUAAAAAGGCGUUGGUGUUUUAUGCCGGAAAAGCUCCAAAAGGAAUCAAAACCAAUUGGAUAAUGCACGAGUACCGUCUCGCUAACGUUGACAGGUCCGCUGGCAAGAAGACCAAUUUGAGGCUUGAUGAUUGGGUAUUGUGUCGAAUAUACAACAAAAAGGGCACUCUGGAAAGGCAUGACAAUGUUGAUCAAGGCACAGUAUAUCAUGACAACCUAGAUCAUGGUGCUGUAUAUUCACCAACAGAAGAAGUUGUAGACGAGAAGCCGAAAAACCUGUUUGAUUUUGGACAAAAUGGUUUGGUGGUACAAGGAAGGACAAUGCAGCAACAACAGCAGCAGAUAACAGCUGAACAAAUGAUGAAUGACUACUUGCAUUUUGAGACCUCUGAUUCAGUACAACCACCAGGGUUACAACACACGGAUUCGAGCGGAUCCGAGCAAGUUUUGUCGCCUGAUUUUGCUUAUGAGAAGGAAGUCCAGAGUGCCCCUAAGUUGUGGAGCGAUUUGGGAAGAGAUUUGGAUUACCAGUUGAAUUACUUGGAUGGAUUUCAAGAUGAUCCUUUUGGUACUGCUACUAAUCAAAUGCAAUACAGUCAGCAGUAUAAUCAACAGUACUACGCAUUGCAGGAUGAAAUGUUCAUGUAUUUGCAGAAGCCUUUCUAAGUGACCCAUGGAACAAAGGUGGAAAGAUCACUUGGAGGUACUAGCCCUAGUGGCUACGCAAGACAUUAAGACUUUGAAUCUCUCUAUUCGAAAACCAUUUGUUAAUGUACAGUUCCCGUAACCUACCUGUUAGCGCAUCUCUUUUCUCGAGAAUGAGAAACCCAAAAAAAAAAAAAAAAAAAAAAGAUAAAACCAGUCCAUUUUUUGUAACUAUGCUGUUACAAAGUGACAUUACCUAGCUUGAUUGGCCAGAUUGGCUUAGGUAGCGUUUUCUAGAAUAGAAGCUGAUUGAUAGCCUCCAUUCAUGAUGUUUGGUAACUGUCAACUUUUAGGAAUAUAUUGAGAAUUUGUGUAAUUGAUGAUGUUUGUUCAACAAAUUCAGUUCUUUGACUGGGAAUUUUGGGGAAAUUAUUUGACCGAUUUUGCUAAUCAAUCAUCCCCAAACAAGUGUCUGAAAAGGAUGUUGACCAAAAACUAUUUGAGUGUGGUAUUGGAACAAAACUACUUUUAAUAUUAUUAUGUUGAUUUUGAUGAUGAUUAGUUUGCUACUGUAGAUAAGUAUAACAAGAAAUAUCUUCCCUGUAAAGUCUGUUUCUAGUUGUGAGACGUUUUCCUCUCCUAACACUUUCAAGAACAUUUUUAACUACUUUUUUUCUUUGUUCAUUAUUGUGUCAAUUGAACUGACUCCUUGAUGAUUUUCGUUUCGUUUGUUUCGGUGUUAUAUUCAGUAGGAUAAUAGUUCACCGGACAAAUAUUUUUGCUCGUCCAUACUUUCUGUCUAUGAAGUGUUAUAGUCAGUAGGUAAAUAGUACACGGCAAAUAUUCUUGACCGUCUAUACUCUCUGAUGUCUGUAGUAAGAAUUACUCUCUCCAUUUCAAUUUGUAGGUUGUUUUAGGUUUAGAAAUAUUUUUCAAAAUAUAGGUCGUUUUACAAAUUCUAGACAAAUUAAUGACUAUUUUUUCAACUUUACCCUCGAUAAAUGAUGUUAAUCUAUUUUUAUUUAGUCUUGUUUAUAAAUUCAAUGUAAUUAAUGAGAGGUAAAAUAGAUAUUUAACAUUUAAAUUAAUUAUUGGA
Messenger RNA from Oldenlandia corymbosa var. corymbosa, 1987 nucleotides. The record is from the annotation of a GenBank genome assembly. NCBI's taxonomy places the organism in Eukaryota, Viridiplantae, Streptophyta, Magnoliopsida, Gentianales, Rubiaceae.